Suillus subaureus is the source of this 1830-nucleotide messenger RNA. RefSeq names its product concanavalin A-like lectin/glucanase domain-containing protein. The coding region runs from base 1 to 1830 and encodes 609 amino acids. Gene Ontology annotation, molecular function: protein binding. The record is from RefSeq and is a predicted model, not a curated record. The transcript is spliced from 3 exons. NCBI's taxonomy places the organism in Eukaryota, Fungi, Basidiomycota, Agaricomycetes, Boletales, Suillaceae.
AUGGCCACACAGGUCGUCAUCAACGUCAAUCACAUCGUCGACCACUCCCUGACUGGCUUGCAGACCUCCAGAGACAACUUGUUACAGUACAAUUCACACCUCAACAAUCAACCUGCACCCGACGCCCUUCUCUUCAUAUUACCUUUGCUUAUCGUGCUCUCGACUUUCCUUUUCAUCCUCCUCAUCUUCUUAGUAUGUGUCAUAUUCGUUCGUAGACGACGUGGUAUCGUCCUACGAGACAGUGAUGGUCCUACCGACAUGAGUCGAGAGGAACUUAUGAACGGAGAAGGAGGCCUUGAAGGCGUGGAGUCUCGCUGGCUCGAGAGUGUUUCUGAACAUGUUCGGCGCUCAUAUCUCAGAGCAAAAGAUUACCAAUUGCAAUAUGCCCCAAACUCGGAGCCUACAGAUAUCACGUUAUCUCAAUUCCUUUCUAUUCAGGAGAAGGGCGUUUCUGCAUGGUCCUUCGAGCCCGACUAUGAAACUAUUAAUUCACUUCUGGUUCAUGCUCGCACGGAAAUCACCUUCCUUCCCGAUCCUGCAUCCGCCUCGUGCGUGCAAUCAAAUUUACCCCUCCCCAAAUUGAACGAGGUCUACUACUGGGAAGUCAAGAUGUUUGAUCUUCCUGAAACUACUACAGUUGCCGUUGGACUGGCCACCAAACCCUACCCACCUUUCCGACUUCCAGGGCUGAACCUUUUCUCUGUCGCUUACCACUCCAGCGGUGACAAGUGUUACAAUUAUCCCUUCACUGCAUCGCCAUUUGGGCCACUACUCAAAGAAGGCGAUAUUCUUGGCAUUGGUUAUCGUCCACGUACAGGAACCGUGUUCUUCACUAGAAACGGUCGCAAGAUGGAAGACGCUUUCAUCGGCCUCAAUCGCUACAAUCUAUUUCCCACGAUCGGAGCAGACGGUCCAUGCAGUGUUCAUGUCAACCUUGGCCAAGCUGGCUUCGUCUUUAUUGAGGCGAACGUAAAGAAGUGGGGUCUGGCUCCGACCGUGGGAACACUGGCACCCCCACCUGCCUAUGGGAGUGAACGAGGCAGUAUUUUAUUGGAUGUGGGAGGUGGCGUACGACCCGGCGCUCCAAUUAUUUCUACGCCUAGCACUUCUUCCACGCCCCGCAGACGCUCUCACCGCUCUCGAAGACCGAGCAAUCCACUCUCAGCGUCAUCUGUCCUUACUCCUCCCCCACCAAUUACACCCAUCAUUGAAGAGCCCGACAGUACGGACCCCUCAAUUGGCCAAGGAUAUCUGUCUCCAACAGACUUACCUUUCCACACACCACCAAACCAUGCCCUUCCAUUGUACCCUACGACAGAAGGCGAGAGCGAACAGGAGGACGGAGAUGGCACUCCCUCACACUCACCAACCUCAUCGCGUUCACAAUCGCCAGAAAGCGAAGGUGCCGCAGGUGCGAGCAGCCUUUUUAGCAUCCCUCGCUUCCGGCGCGAUUCUUUUACUCACUUCCUGGCCGCGAUGCAACAUGCAGGUUCAGACUUGGCCAUCCAGGUGCAUCCACCGCCUGAUUCUCCUCGUUCGCCGAAUCCGCCCACUCCCCAACCACGUGAUAUUCAUCUGGAGGCUUUCACUAGCUCAUCAGCAGAAGGAUCAGAUGAUGCAUCAGAAGCAAGAUCUCCGACAUUUAUGAGACGUGAUCCCCCAGCAUAUUCACCGUUGGAUGCAUUCACGUAUGCGGAGGGUGUUCAUAUCGACUUACCGGCCGAUGUGAUCGCUGCAGCUCUGGAAGGGGAUAGUAUUCCUCCGAGUGCAAUUGGUCAAGGGAAUAGCGACCGGUCGGAGAGGCGUCGUAGUAGACGAGCCAGACGGUGA